AUGUCGGGCAUAACCGCAAUAACGGUCGGCAGCGGUUAUGUAGCGGACGACCGCGCGGUACAUGCUCUCGGUAACCGCUCGAUAACCCCCGAGGAUAUUAUUCGCGAUGCAGCGCACGCGGAGGUCGGGCGCUGCCGCCGCGCCGUGCCAGCCGGAUUUGCCGGCGAAUUUAUUGCCGAUAAGUUUGGCCUGGACCGGCAGCGUUCUUGGCACAAAACAAGAUUCGGCUGCCAGCAAAAGUACAAAAGUUUCAUUAAAGAUAAAGAACCACCCUCUCAAACUUUACACUUCACAGUAAUUACCAUCGAAGCGGAAUUUAUCUACGAAAAUAAUAAAUGA
This is a messenger RNA of Macrosiphum euphorbiae (potato aphid), 339 nucleotides long. The record is from the annotation of a GenBank genome assembly. NCBI's taxonomy places the organism in Eukaryota, Metazoa, Arthropoda, Insecta, Hemiptera, Aphididae.